ACGCCCCUGUCAGCCACCAGGGGGCGGUAGUGACGCAGUGAGCAGCUGUUGACACAGUAAAAGAAGACGCGGUGUAAACAGCGUGUAGAAAAGACGCAGAGUUUGACUCAGAUGAACACAACGCUGAGUUUCACUAGUUCUGCGGUGUUACUGUCCCAGUGUCACAGUUUAGUUGAUGAGACACAACGACAACACGUCCAGGGGCUUUGUUUCAUACAAAAUGGAGGAGGAGGAGGCCCUGACGAGUUACUGCAGGAAAAUGAUUCGCCGUGUCCGACUCAAACAGCAGCAGCUCCUCUCCCCGGGAGAGGAGGAGGACAGCAGGAGAGACGGACACGGAGGAGGCCACCAGAGGAGAGGCAGUGGAAGGCAGGUUGUUGCAGCAGGGGGAGAGAUGGCAGAUUCCACAGAGAGUAACCUCCCUCUGUUGGACUGCGCUAAACGACACAGACAACAACCUUCCCUCGGUCUCAUGUGUCAAGGUCCAGAAGUUCAGUCCGUCCCCCUUCAACUCAUCUCAAUGCUGAGGCUCCAAACUUUCAAGGAGGAUGUGAGGCGGGCUGCGGAGGUGGAGCUCCAUGAUCCCGCUGUCUGCAGCGCCUGUGAGCAGGAACAGGCUUCUCUGGCCUUGAGAAGUUUUAUCUGGAGGAAGAAGACACAACUGCAGAUGCAAACACUGAAGGGCAGACUAAACACACACUCGAGCAGCAGAGAUAGUGUCGGUCGGACAAGUUUCUGCAAAAAUCUCCCAAAGUCAUUAGAUGCCCCUCACUGGAUCUGGGAGGGACUACUUGGUGAAGAUAUGCGGGUCACAGCAACCUGGGGUUACCGUAGCAACCAGCAAGGAACGUGGAGUUGCCCUGGCAACAGAUGAAAUGAGGGGUCACCCUGACAAAAGCGCUACAGGAACUCAUUUAGCGAGACCUCACUGUCCUUUUCCUGACAGAUAGCUGCAGACAUGAUGGGCACAGUAUUAAUAUAAUAAAAGGGACAAAGUUGUGGUGGAGUCA
Messenger RNA from Paralichthys olivaceus (Japanese flounder), 1010 nucleotides. NCBI's taxonomy places the organism in Eukaryota, Metazoa, Chordata, Actinopteri, Pleuronectiformes, Paralichthyidae. The record is from RefSeq and is a predicted model, not a curated record.